Molecule: messenger RNA, 1960 nt
Organism: Colius striatus (speckled mousebird)
Lineage: Eukaryota; Metazoa; Chordata; Aves; Coliiformes; Coliidae
Gene: CLBA1
Product: clathrin binding box of aftiphilin containing 1
Exons: 6
Coding region: 304-1323 (339 amino acids)
Biological process (GO): intracellular transport
Cellular component (GO): trans-Golgi network membrane; AP-1 adaptor complex
Molecular function (GO): clathrin binding
Source: RefSeq, a predicted model, not a curated record
UAAACCAGCCUCUUUCUGCAGAGCGGGAGUUGGCGUUUGGAUCUAAAACUGUGCUGCAGCUUUAAACCCAAGGGAGUCACAGCCUAACAUCCUAAACAGGGAGUGAGAGACUGAACAACGUGCACAUCCCUGAUGGCUGGAGGAGAGGCUGAAGGACACCUUGUUUUGAUUUAGCAGGGUUGUUAUUCUUUAGGGUGAAAUGAAGGAUUGGAUUCUGUUUUGGAAAUACAUUUCUCAUGCAGCUGAACUUCAGUAGCCUUCCUUGCAGUGCAGAUUUCAGCAGAGGCAUCUUUUCCCUUAAAGAUGCAGAACCUGUCGCUGGUAGAAAGUCUCGCUAAUACAGAUGAAUCACACCCCAUGUCUCUAAAAGAGUUAGAAGUUGAAGCAGGUGGUGUAUCUCUCAGUGAAAGUGACUGUAACUUGAAUGAAAGGACAAACAAUAAAGAAGGUAUUAAUCUUGACAUGAUGCAGCAAAGCCUCCCUGUAGUGAAUAGUAAAGAGAGAAGUUGUGAGGGGUUUUCUGAGAGCAACUAUAGUGCCUCAGAACCCAGUGGGCCCUGGGGUGAUUUUGAAGGUUUCCAGGAGCCUUUAGACGAACCAGAGAGAUUCAGUCAUAACCGUGACGUUUUGGUGAAGUCAACAAAAACAUCUAGAGUUGAUAGCGACUUAAGCAGGGACCAGUGUAGCACUUUUUCAGGUCACUUCUGUUCUGAGCCAUCUCUACACAGUGGGACACAGGAGGCUUCGAGCUUCUUAAGUGAGGUAAACCACAGCUAUGAGGAUGUAUUUAAGAUGGGCUUUCCAAAAGUCUUUGUAUCCCAGUCCAGAGAGAGCAUAAGAAGCUUAGAUCAAGUACUUGAUACAAAUAAUGAAGAUGCUGGGAUCCCUGACCUUGUGAAGAAUCAGCUUUGUGUUGAUUCUGGAAACAUAUGGAGAACACUUAGAGACUUUGAUAAUACCCCUGGCUUAAGACAUCUGUGGAAUAAGUCUCAUUGCCAAGAAAACCUCUUGAGUGCCCUUGGAAUAGAUGCAAGUCAAAAGGGUUUUUCAGAGAUCCAGGAUGCCGUCUUUGAAGAAUCAAAUGUUAAAGAUAACGAGGACUUCAGGUUUGAUGGAUUCAGUAUGAAUGACUGCAAAACACUGAUCCAGACCAAGCUUUCUGUAUCACCAGAUCCCAGCCAUGGUCACCUUUUCACCUGUAACCUGUUUUUAAGAAGCACAUUGCCUGAUGGAAACAUGCAGCAUCUAACAGUCCCAAGGAGGAAACAUUUCUUCACUACCUGCAACCUGAAAAGGAGAUUUUUCAAUAGUGAUGUUUGUUGAACCAAAUGUACUUUUUAAUCUGUUUGUUUGGUUGUUGGUUAGGGGGUUUUUUCGCCCCUUAUUUGAACUGAAUGCAGUUUAUUUUGCUACUGGCUUGGUACUACAGACUAUGUGUAUUCUUUAGGAAGGAGACAUUUCCUGUAUAUGAGUUACCUGGAGCCAUUAUUAGAAGGUAUUUACACUACUUAGUUGUGAAGUUGAAGGUGUAAUUUUGUCCUGAAAAGUUUUGCUGCAGGAUCCUGUCCUUUACAGUAGAUUCAGCUGCAAUCACACCAUGCUCUGGGGGACAACUCUCUUGACCUGCUGACUUUUCAGGCCUUAAUGCCUCUUUCAUCAAAAACCAUUUCCCUGUCAAAGCCUAAACAUACCUCAGGUGUGUCCUAAAGUGUGCCUUGUCCCCAGCCCUCCUUGGAUUUGGUCCUGUUUGGAUCAGCUGAGAUCUGUUAUUUUGCCACUGCUGAUGGAAAGGAGCCUUCUAUUCUACAUCUGGUGCCUUGCACUAGGGUUUAGGAAAAUAAAACUGUUUUAACUUCUGUCUGAUAAAACCUCCUGUGGUGAACAGUUACUGUACCUGGCAAUAUGGGCAGAGGCAGGGAAACCUUUUGCUCUGACAAUGGUUUCUAAUGGAAAUAAAUCA